Molecule: messenger RNA, 5001 nt
Organism: Girardinichthys multiradiatus
Lineage: Eukaryota; Metazoa; Chordata; Actinopteri; Cyprinodontiformes; Goodeidae
Gene: sox18
Product: SRY-box transcription factor 18
Exons: 2
Coding region: 393-2120 (575 amino acids)
Biological process (GO): vasculogenesis; positive regulation of transcription by RNA polymerase II; angiogenesis
Molecular function (GO): RNA polymerase II cis-regulatory region sequence-specific DNA binding; DNA-binding transcription factor activity, RNA polymerase II-specific
Source: RefSeq, a predicted model, not a curated record
ACACAGCGUGGGUCGGUUAAACCUGGCCACAAGUUUCAAAACUUUCAAACAUUGCAGAGAGAUGGAGAAACGGAUUGUGGGACGGCCUCACUGACUGAGUGAAAUCAACUGCUGAACCGCAAAAUCCAAACAAGAGCUGUUGUCUUUUGGGAAGAAAAAAAAAGAAAGUGGACAAAAGAGGCAGAGUCACUGUGGAUUUUUUUCUUUCAGAGGGAAUAUCCUGCACCAUAGCUUGUUCAUUUUUUUUUUCUUUAUCUCUCUUCUCCACUCUCCUCCCAGAUCUCGAUGCUUUAUUUUGGGAUUCCAUCAAAAUCCAUCAGUUGCAAUAUUUUGAGUUUUUCAACCAAACUGAAGCAGAAAUUUGCUGGACAGAAAGUUAACGCUGCACUGGAAUGAAUUUAAUUGAGCCCAACUUGCCUAGAGAGACUUCUCUGCAUCCCAGCCAAAUGCCUUUCGGAGGCCGGUGGACGUCACAAACCCCGAGUCCUGCUUCUGAUCCUGAGAUGGAUUUUGAAGAGAGCCUCUCAGCAGACUGCAGCUCUCCUGAUGCCACUGGAGAACUGAGAAGAGCCGAACCGAGGAUGGCUCUGACAGCGAGCUCGAGAGGACAGAGCCCAGAUCUGACCCAGGGAGGAGGUGUGUCGGUUGGGUCAGGUGAUGGAAAAGCUUCAGGGGCUGAGCAGAGGAUCCGCAGACCCAUGAACGCCUUCAUGGUUUGGGCUAAAGAUGAGAGGAAGCGGCUGGCCCUUCAAAACCCUGACCUGCACAAUGCUGUGCUCAGCAAGAUGCUUGGUCAGUCCUGGAAGGCCCUGAGUGCCACGGACAAGCGACCAUUUGUGGAGGAAGCUGAACGUCUCCGUGUCCAACACCUCCAGGAUCACCCAAACUAUAAAUACAGACCUAGACGCAAAAAGACCACUAAAAAACUGAAGCGAGUUGAACCUGGACUCUUGCUACACAGCUUAGCUCAAGGUGGGGCCCCAGGCCUUUGCUUGGGUCCUGGUGUCGGCUCUUUGUCUGCUGAAAGUGUAUCUGGUGCUUCUGCUUAUGGGCACCCAUCCAGCCAUACUCCCCACCACCACCACCCACACCAGCUGCUGGCAUCUCUGGGGCACUUCAGGGACCUUCCGACCCCAGGACACACAGAGCUGGAGAGCUAUGGCCUACCCACCCCAGAGAUGUCGCCACUGGAUGUCCUAGAAGACACAUCCGGGGAAUCCGUGUUUUUCCCCCAACACUUGCAAGAUGAAGCAGGGAUGGGAGGUUGGAGUGGUUACCACCGCCUUCACCAUCACAACCCACAUUACAGUCAGCACUAUAACAACCACAGUCACCAUAACUCCGUCAGUGUUAGUGCCAGUUUAAACAGUGGGAUGAAUGCAAGUCUUAGUCCAACCAGAACUUCCAGACUUGAUACUAGAAUAAGUUCUGUUGAAUCAAACAUGACUUCAAGCGUUAGUUCUGUUAGCUCGAAGUUAACUCCUACUCACGCUUUCAGUCAUCAAGUCCCCUUACGGACUCCUGUGAAAGGUCCCCCACCUCUAGCUGAUUCCUCAUCCCCUGUAUCCUAUCCUCGUCCUUCCUUCAGCCUCCCUGAGCCAGUCAAGUGCCAGGCAACAACUAUGAGCACAGCUCCUCUUGGCUACCUUAACCAAAUGUAUGCCAACACUACCUCUAGUGCUACACAUUUCACCCCCUCUCAUCUAGGACAGCUUUCCCCUCCUCCUGAAACUUCUUCCUCUUCCUGUUCAUCCUCCUGCAUCCUCCCUGCAUCCACUUUUAUUCGCUCUGCACACUCAGACCACUCCAGUCUGGAGGCCAGUGGCCAUAUGGGGUCUUCCUCUGCUGAGUUUUGGUCUGAGGUGGACAGGCAUGAAUUUGACCAGUAUGUCAAUAUGGGACGGAAUCGAGAGGAGCCCUAUGGACUAGUUGGAGGCUGUGGGGGUGGGUCAAAGGUCCUGGCUGGGUGUACUAACGCUGUCGGAGGCAGUAGCAGUAACAGCAUUGUUAGCAGUAUUAUGAGUGGUUCUGGUGGUUGUGAUGAUGGGAGCAGCCCUCUCAUAUCUGCUCUCUCUGAUGCCAGCAGUGCUGUUUAUUACAGUGCCUGUAUAACUGGAUAAAUACAGGAUCUCAUCUCUCACACAGCUUUUACCUUGCAUAUUGUUCUGUUUUGAUCCAUCUGAACACAUGACAUUACAGGAUUAAAUUAACAGUCAAAACUUUAUUGAAGUCAUCAUCAUGUCAUCUCCUUCUCUAAAAUAAAAACUGUUUAGGUUUUUCUUUUUAAAUGUGAAAAAAUGUUUCUGGUUUAACUUUGUUCUGGGCACAUUCUCAGACAGCCUAAAUUAUUUUAUUAUCUUUUAACUGAUCAGUUUACUUAAUUCUUCAUUUUUUAGAAACACAAUUUGCAUUGUAAAGAGACGAUCAGACCACAAGAACAAACCAUGAGCUACUGUUGAAAUAUUUAAUUAAACACUAAAGUAGCUCAUGCUUCACAAAAGUCUUUCAUUUUUCCUAACCCAUGUUUUUGGCAGAUGAACUUUGGGCAAACAGCAAAAUCUUAUUUGUGGUGCUUUAUUUUGGGAUUAGACUCACUAAUGAUCAAAAUCUAUUGCAUCUCUCUAUUUCCUUUGCCUCUGCAUCAAUAUGUGGUUUAGAAAUUGCCAUAGAAGUUAAAAGUAAACCUUAAAUGACAAAAACAGUUCAACAUCCAGAAGUAAUGGCCUAAUUUGGACAUUAUAUGGUCCACACUAGUAAUAUUUAUGUAAGUAAUUUGAAAUCAAGGACCUGUCACAUCUACAAUGACCCCAAAUGUUAUUAAGAAUCAGUAUCUAAAGCUCAAGGGUAAUGUUACAAACAGGAUUUGGAGCAUCCGAGCGUACGUUAAAAACUCUGGUGCCUUCUGGGUGCUUUAGUAUUUCUGUCAGUGAGUGGUCAAAUAAUUUUAUAAAAACACAGCCGCUUUAUUAACUUUGUUGUGAAUACAAUAUCUUAAAGUAAAUUCUAGUGUCACAAAGCUGAUAUUACAAAUUAUUUUAUGACAGACCCUACCCGGACUAAAGCAACAUUAAUUUUCCUGAAACUUUAGGUUUAAAUAUAAGAAAGUUGCAGUAUGAACUGUGAAAGGGAGAAAAAUAAACUCAGUGGGGGGAACUUUAUCCAGGCUCCUCAUAUGUCUCAGAAGUGCUGUCAGAAAAGCCUGGCCACUAACCCAGAACAGACCGCUGAUGUCUCCCACAAACGUUUAGGAUGUUUUACAAGUCAGUGUGGGUUUUCUUUCACCAUAUGAUACAUCCCGUUCCCUUCUUCAGCUCAGUUCAUGUCAGGGUCUUUUGUCAAAUGGCAAAUACAAUAUUUUAAGAUUUAAAACAUUUCUUUGUCCACUGGCAAACAAAUAUCCUCUGAUGAUGAUUUGAAAACUUGUUUUAUCUUACUAAAAAUUCUCUUUUUUGUACCAAACAAAUCAUUUGUUAAAACAAAACAAAGUUUUCCCAAGUCAGCAAAUGAUAGACACUCAGGUUCUAAAACACUUCUGGCUAAUUUGUUUGAAUCCACCUCAUGCAACCAGAUAUGGGCAAACAUUAAGAUUUUGUUCUGAUUGUUCAUUGUGUAUUUCUUUCAGAAACAUUGGUUUCAUGUAGUCAUUACUGUGUAUAUUGAUUCAGUGCUUUUUUUUGAAAGAGAGAUUUAGACUAUGAAAUGUUCUCUUUGCACUGCAUUUAAUUAUUAGCUGUACAGAAGGUAUAAUACUUUUUCAAGAUAAAAUGUCUAUUGUUUGAAACAUGGGUUUGUACAGAAAAGAUUUGAUUUUGGUUUAUUUUUCUGAAAGGAAGCUUUGGGAAUGACAUUUACUAGAUUUUUUGCUGGAAGUGAGACCAGUACGUCAUUUUUAAACUUGUGUUAUAAUUAUGGUGCUAGUUAGCCUAGCUUGGCUAAAGGACAAAAACUGGAGAAAUGACUGCACACACCUGCUUUAAAAUCCUAAAGUUCCCCUUCCAAUAUAUAUUUAAUAUCGCUGCAAAUGCCAACAAAGUGUCACUGUUGCCUUUUGUUGUUUUUAGAAGAUUCAAGAUGAAACAGGUCAUGUAAAAGUGACACUCUUUAGCUAGGCUAAUGGCUAACCACACUCUGACACUGUUCUUUCAUGAAGUUGUCUUCAAAAAGAAAUCCUCUUCAGCCCUUUUUUGAUUUACUUGUAAUUGAAUAACUUACCCACUAUUGGCACCAUUUGAAAUAAAAGGUUAAAAUAUGUGGUUUUGUUCAUUAAAAAUCUACAUCUGAAGUCGCUUUAACAUUCUAUCUGUCCUGUAGUAGUUUUGUGUACAGAGAAAGGAAAACAAGAAGUCUCCAUGGAGAGAUGGAGCCUGCAUCUGUUCUGCGUUAAACUUGACGACACUGCUUUUUUCUCGUUUCUUCAUGUACAUGAAACAGUGGAACAAAAUCAAGUCUCUCUUACGGAGCCUUCAGUUACAUUUGCCACACAAUUUUUUGGGGUUUAAGACUUAACAAUAAUAAUAAUUUCUUCUAACUAAACUCCAGCAAGGCAGACUUACAGAGAAGCAGGAUUUCAAGUAAACUAUUAAAAAUAGGCUUCUACAUCUGCAUUUGACAUUCUUCUCUGUUGACACCAAGCAGUCUUGUUUUCCAAUUUAAUUUACUGUGACACAAAAGGACUUCAGAGACAGACAAGCGUUUUUUGGAAUCGUGCAAUAACUUUGGGCCUUUUGGUAAUAAUUAUCUGAGAGAAUAAAGAAAACACCCAAAAUUUUGGGAUUAAAUCAAAGGACAUUUUCUCAGCAGUCAUAUAACAAAUUAAAACCAGAAUUUUCCCAGAAGUGUCACAGGGAUGCUUUUAAAUCUGCCUGACAGGGAUAUUUUUUACAUUUUCUACAAAGAAAGAAAGGGGUUUUGUUUAUUUGUUUUAAAAGGGUGCCCUGGGUGUAAAUGGAUCUGUUCUGUUGUAUACAAUAAUUGUACCAAAUAAACACCUUUAAAAAGUUA